This is a messenger RNA of Trichoderma breve, 1389 nucleotides long. RefSeq names its product zinc-finger of mitochondrial splicing suppressor 51 domain-containing protein. Gene Ontology annotation, cellular component: extrinsic component of mitochondrial inner membrane. Gene Ontology annotation, biological process: mitochondrial respiratory chain complex IV assembly. The record is from RefSeq and is a predicted model, not a curated record. The transcript is spliced from 5 exons. Bases 1 to 1389 code for a protein of 462 amino acids. NCBI's taxonomy places the organism in Eukaryota, Fungi, Ascomycota, Sordariomycetes, Hypocreales, Hypocreaceae.
AUGGAGCCGGCUCUACGUCGAGCGGCUCACAGCCUGUGUGGGCGUUGCUCAGCAUCUUUGCGGAGGCAAACAGCUGUGCGAGGCGCAUUGAAGCCGUGGGCGCAAGUGUCAAUACGGAGCGUGCAUUCGUGCAAGUCGCAAGACGCCAAACCUGGGAAGUCGCCGGUAUCUACACUUCGCUUGAACCCCGAUGACCUUUUCCAUCCAUUUUCUGAAUCGCCAGUUCCCGAAUUCCACCACAAGCAUGCUAGAGUUCCCCUCGACGCUUCGGCGGUUGACGACGCUGCUCCGGCCACUGGUGGCGAUAUGCCGCCUGCGAACGUGGAUUUCGAGUGCCCCGAUUGUGGCAUUGCAGUGUACUGCAGCAAAGAGCACUGGAUGGAUGAUUAUGAGAAUCACCUGAAGAUCUGCGAUACUCUCCGCCAAAUCAACGAAGACGACCACGAUCUACGAUCCGGACGAGUGUUUCACGAAGGCAACCUCCCCGACCUUCAGAUGGAGAAUGCUGCGGUCAACAUGACAAAUUGGGACACUUUUAUGUACACUCGAGAGUUCGAGGCGGUUGACUCGGACCGCUCAAUGAGACAAAUCACUCGACUCCUCACGUAUCCGAUUACCAUUGGCAGUGUUCUUCAUGAAUUAAGCCCCUACAAUAUCCAAAACGGAGGCCGUUUGACGGUGGAGGGACUGAAGAGCUUUAGUGCUUUGAGAUAUAACCUGCAUAUACCAAGGUCUGGCCGUGGCGCUGGCAUCAACCAACUUCGCCCAGAACCCCCGCCAGUGAGAAUAUUUAUUCUCGGUGCUCGAGCCGAAUCAUCGCUGCCACGACCUGUAUGGGUGCAGCUGGCCCAUCUAUUCCCAGAAUCACGACUGCACCUUAUCUUUAUCGGACCGGAGAGCAUGGCAAACCGUGACGACGAAUUCCCACUGCCAGAACGCACGCCGUCGAACCCCUUUGGCACCAUAGUUGAAGACCGAGUGUGGUACAACAUGAAGAUUAGCACCAUUGUGGAUUAUUACCACACCAUUCACAAGACGGGUCACUUUGCGCCUUAUGAUCCCUACUUUGAUUGCUUCAUGCUCUUCCACCCAGGUCUUGGCCAUCCUGCAAGCAGCCACGACUGGGAAGAAACUCUGCCCUUGCUGCUGGAGACCAAGGUGCCAAUUAUCAGCACUGGAUAUACUCAGGUCGACUUGGAUCGUGACGUCGAAUGGGUGAAGAAGAAAUCAGGAGGGGAGUUUGACAUCCUGUUAGAGCCUGGAGAGAACAAAUUCCGGAGUCUGCGAUGGGACCUUGAUGACAUGGACCCUCAGGAUAUCAGCUGUGGCAACUGGGGUGUUUGGGCGUUCCGAGGAAAGAGAUAUGAGACGACCACGAGGGACCUAUAG